AUGAUCACAACCACUCAUAUCAAUCUUCCAAAUGUCUUUUCCAGGUGUCAGUUGAAAGGUCUUUCUUGCCCAGACCAUAAUGAAAUCCAUUCUGACAUCUGUCGAACGAUGAUUUCCUCUCUCUCCCUCUCUCUCUAUCUAUCUCUCUCUCUACCCGUCCAUCUUUCAGCAUAUGCCCGAUUAUUGAAUGUUUACGGUUUUAAUCUAUCUAUCUAUCUAUCUAUCUAUCUAUCUAUCUAUCUAUCUAUCUAUCUAUCUAUCUUCAUCUUUUACUGUCGGGAAUUCGUUUUAACAUUUCAUUGUGUUUGUUUAUAUUUUCGGUUCUCUCUUCCUGAAGCUGAAACUUCCAACGCUCUUUCACUCUAUUUGAUCAUGUCCGUCACUCUAUCUAUCUAUCUAUCUAUCUAUCUAUCUAUCUAUCUAUCUAUCUAUCUAUCUAUCUAUCUAUCUAUCUAUCUUCAUUAUCUAUCUAUCUAUCUAUCUAUCUAUCUAUCUAUCUAUCUAUCUAUCUAUCUAUCUCAGCUUGUUCAUUAUCUAUCUAUCUAUCUAUCUAUCUAUCUAUCUAUCUAUCUAUCUAUCUAUCUAUCUAUCUAUCUAAGCCUGUUCAUUAUCUAUCUAUCUAUCUAUCUAUCUAUCUAUCUAUCUAUCUAUCUAUCUAUCUAUCUAUCUAAGCCUGUUCAUUAUCUAUCUAUCUAUCUAUCUAUCUAUCUAUCUAUCUAUCUAUCUAUCUAUCUAUCUCAGGCUGUUCAUUAUCUAUCUAUCUAUCUAUCUAUCUAUCUAUCUAUCUAUCUAUCUAUCAAAGAGCAUGCAAACACAUCUUCUACACUUGGAAUUUUGACAGAUUAUAACCCUUACAUUUACAAUAACACUCUGCAUAGACGUGAAUUUGAAAACUCAAUAAUAUCUAUCUAUCUAUCUAUCUAUCUAUCUAUCUAUCUAUCUAUCUAUCUAUCUAUCUAUCUAUCAUUGCAUGCCGCGCCGGUCUGCGUCUGGUGGGCAUUUGUAUUUGAUACCAAAAUCUGUCUGUCUGUCUGUCUGUCUGUCUCUAUCUAUCUAUCUAUCUAUCUAUCUAUCUAUCUAUCUAUCUAUCUAAUUCUCAAUGCGUCUUUGGAAGAGUCACUUUAUUUGAAAUAUAAUGGGGAUCACAUUCCAUUUGUAUUGUCGCUUCCUCCUUUUCCCUUUUCCUUCUUCUUUUUCUUUUUACUUCUUUUUUUCCUUCUUUUUCCUUUUUUCUUUUUCCUUCUUUUUCCUUUUUUUCUUUUUUCUUCUUUGUGUCCUUCAUCUUCAAAACUGCUGACGAAUCACGCUGAACCUCGUCCCCCGUCACACCCAUCUAUUCUCGAUCGCUUGAUUGCGAGAUUCAAUAUCGAUAUUACCGAAAUCGAUCAUAGUAUUCAAAAGUCUUUCACAGUCCAACUACCAACCGUCCCUCUUCUAUUCUUUGCUCUGAUUGGCUUAAGUUCUGACCAUUUACACUUUCCCGCCGUUAUGUUAAGCUUCCGCCAUCCUUGCAGCAUCCGGUUUCUUGAUCAUCUCACAUUUCUCUGCCUUUUCUCCUUUUCUUAA
Acanthosepion pharaonis is the source of this 1566-nucleotide messenger RNA. NCBI's taxonomy places the organism in Eukaryota, Metazoa, Mollusca, Cephalopoda, Sepiida, Sepiidae. The record is from the annotation of a GenBank genome assembly.